AUGAAGACGCUGAAAGACGUUGGCCUGCCAGGAGCUUCUUGCACCCGACUGAUCCUCUCUGUGCAGGUGGUGGAGGCAGCAGCGAGGGGAGUGCAAGCUGCCAUCCUCCCAGUGGGUGGUAGCGAUGGCGGCGAGCACACCUUGCAAGACUUGGUCUUGGCUUGCAACUCGUUGAACUUGCUGCCAAUCAUUGAAGUAUCCAGCGAGGAGGAGAUCGGGGCGGCAGUGCAGGCUGGCGCCCAGGCGCUCCUAGUCAAGGAAGUCGAGUCACUGGAGACGUCGAUGAGACUCUUCGAAAAGAUCCCCAAACAGGUUGUUUCCCUUUGUUCCAUCGGGGGGAUGCAGGAAGACUGUGCGGAGCUCGAGCAGGCAGCCGCAUCAAAGAUCGUGGGGUAUGAUGGAGUUGUGAUAUCUCAGGCGGCAAGAUCUGUGGGGGAUGUUGAGUAUGUCGAGUGGAUUUUGUCGAAUUUGACGAGCAAGAGAUCGAAAGCCGUUGAGUUUUCCAUCCAAGAGUUCAAGUGA
This is a messenger RNA of Guillardia theta CCMP2712, 522 nucleotides long. RefSeq lists its product as hypothetical. The transcript has 6 exons. Bases 1 to 522 code for a protein of 173 amino acids. NCBI's taxonomy places the organism in Eukaryota, Cryptophyceae, Pyrenomonadales, Geminigeraceae. The record is from RefSeq and is a predicted model, not a curated record.